Medicago truncatula (barrel medic) is the source of this 972-nucleotide messenger RNA. RefSeq lists its product as uncharacterized. The coding region runs from base 210 to 848 and encodes 212 amino acids. The transcript has 5 exons. The record is from RefSeq and is a predicted model, not a curated record. NCBI's taxonomy places the organism in Eukaryota, Viridiplantae, Streptophyta, Magnoliopsida, Fabales, Fabaceae.
CUUUUCUAUAAUUAUUCAUUGAUUUCUUCCUAGUGCAUAGCUUGCAAGUGUCACCAAUCCCACACGUAAAUACCAAUGUAAAAAUCGAAGAAUCUGUAUAAUUGAGUUUGUCAAUAUAAAUAAACUAGAAAGUAUCAUUGACAAGCAUAUAUCAUAUUUUCUCAUUCCAGAAAUUGUGAAGAACUUGAAAGUUUAGAACUCUAAUCAAUAUGUCAACAAGAGGGUCAUGGAUAACUUUGAAAUUCAGAGGGGUUGUGGAUGUAGUUCGUGCUAGUAGAUUCCAAUCAAGCUAUGGUGGACUCAAGAGGAACAGUCCAAUUGUGACAACAACUAGGGUCGAAAGUAGGAAUUGGAAUAGGAAUCCUGGUCUGCAAUUCUUUAGCACCAAAAGCAACACAAGCACUAAUGCAAAUAGAAUAAAGAAUGAUGAGAUUCAACCUGAAGCCCCAGCUUCUAAAUUUUUCGCCUUCUCUUCUUGGGUUAAAUGGAUUGUGUGUUCGUUACUUUCUUUCAUGCUACCUUUAUGGAGUCAAAGUUGGGGGAAACUUGAAAGAAUAGAAGGAGAAGCAGAGAUUGUGAUUGAAGGGGUUGAAAAAGUGGCAGAAGUAGUAGAAAAAGUUGCAACCGUAGCAGAGAAGGUAAGUGAGGAUUUAGCAGAGACGCUUCCUGAGGAUGCUAAGCUAAAGAAAGUAGCGGUGGUUGUAGAAAGUGCAUCAAAACAAGCUGUUCAUGGUGCUCAAAUAACAGAAGAAUUCAUACACAAGGUUGAAAAGGUGACUAAUGAUAUGGAGGAAUUAGAAUCAUUCGUUGAACCCUUAAUUGACAAGAUUGUGAAGAAACAAAGUUGAAACAACUCAUUCCAAAUCAAAAUAUCAUUUGUACAUUAUUGUUUGGUUGUAAUUAACAUAGUACUUGUGUAUGAAAGAAAUUACCAAACAAAAUUGAAAUUAUUUGUCCUUGUUCAGUUUUCAA